Symbiodinium necroappetens is the source of this 533-nucleotide messenger RNA. NCBI's taxonomy places the organism in Eukaryota, Dinophyceae, Suessiales, Symbiodiniaceae. The record is from the annotation of a GenBank genome assembly.
AUGGAGACGGAGGACUUGGGUGCCUGCAAGAAGCGGAAAGGUUCAACUCCAGGCUCGGAGAUUUGGUGCCGAUGCAAUCAUCAGGGUGGACCAAUCGUGAGCCAGGAGGCGUGUGAGGACCCCAAUGGAGAUCGAAAGACGAAAUGCCAAUGGGACGAGGAGCAAUUGAAGUGCUUGCCGACGGCCCCGGCGACCAGCACACCGGAGGACAUCUUCUCCCAGAUCCACGAAGUCAGCGAAAAUCUAAAGAACGAUGACACAAAUAUGUCGCUGCGUGACCUUGUUACAAACACGACAACGCCGGGGCCUCAUUGGCUCCAUCCCUGGCAUGCUGUGAACUAUGUCGGGAGCUGGGUCUCCCCCUCCUCUUAUGCGACGACAACCACCACAUCAGAAGUACCGGAGGUGAUGCAGCGAGAGUUGAACUUUGAACCCAAAAUGAAAAGCCUUCCGCAAUCGUCAGAGGAGUCAGAGGAUCAUACGACUAGCAGCGAGGCGUCUCAUGUGCACACAGAGCCUACAACGCAAUCUGC